Molecule: messenger RNA, 6398 nt
Organism: Mesocricetus auratus (golden hamster)
Lineage: Eukaryota; Metazoa; Chordata; Mammalia; Rodentia; Cricetidae
Gene: Lgi2
Product: leucine rich repeat LGI family member 2
Exons: 8
Coding region: 192-1820 (542 amino acids)
Biological process (GO): inhibitory synapse assembly
Molecular function (GO): protein binding
Source: RefSeq, a predicted model, not a curated record
GGUGGCGGCCAGCAUGCUGCUCGGCUGCGGUUCGGCCUCCCACACCCGCGGCGCCCGCGUCCUCGCCAGCAGCGCCGGCGGCCGAUCGGGAAGCGGCACCCGCGUCUGCAGCGGUGCGGGGUCCGAGCGCGCGGCGCGGGGCGGUGGCGGCAGCGGGGGUCCGGGCCCGGGUGGGGACUGGGGGACUCGGCAUGGCGCUGUGGAGAGGCGGUGGGGCGCUGGGGCUGCUGCUGCUGAGCUCCGCGUGCCUCAUCCCGCCGAGCGCGCAGGUGAGGCGGUUGGCGCGCUGCCCCGCCACUUGCAGCUGUACCAAGGAGUCCAUCAUCUGCGUGGGCUCCUCCUGGGUGCCCAGGAUCGUGCCUGGCGACAUCAGCUCCCUGAGCCUAGUCAAUGGAACCUUUUUGGAAAUCAAGGACCGAAUGUUUUCCCAUCUGCCUUCUCUGCAGCUGCUGUUGCUGAAUUCUAACUCAUUCACGGUGAUCCGCGACGAUGCUUUUGCUGGCCUUUUCCAUCUUGAAUACCUGUUCAUUGAAGGGAACAAAAUAGAAACCAUUUCAAGAAAUGCCUUUCGGGGCCUCCGUGACCUGACUCACCUUUCUUUGGCCAACAACCACAUUAAAGCACUUCCAAGGGAUGUCUUUAGUGAUCUCGAUUCUCUGAUUGAACUAGAUUUAAGGGGUAAUAAAUUUGAAUGUGACUGCAAAGCCAAAUGGUUGUAUCUGUGGCUGAAGAUGACAAAUUCCACUGUGUCUGAUGUGCUAUGUAUCGGGCCACCAGAAUACCAGGAGAAGAAGCUCAAUGAAGUGAACAGCUUUGACUAUGAGUGUACCACCACAGAUUUCGUCGUUCAUCAGACGCUGCCGUUCCAAUCGGUGUCAGUAGACACGUUCAACUCCAAGAACGACGUGUACGUGGCCAUCGCUCAGCCCAGCAUGGAGAACUGCAUGGUGUUGGAGUGGGACCACAUAGAAAUGAACUUCCGGAGCUAUGACAACAUCACAGGCCAGUCCAUUGUGGGCUGCAAAGCCAUCCUCAUCGAUGAUCAGGUCUUUGUGGUGGUGGCCCAGCUCUUCGGUGGCUCUCACAUUUACAAAUACGAUGAGAGCUGGACCAAGUUUGUCAAAUUCCAAGACAUAGAAGUGUCUCGAAUUUCCAAGCCCAAUGACAUCGAGCUGUUUGAGAUUGACGACGAGACCUUCUUCAUCAUCGCUGACAGCUCGAAAGCAGGCCUGUCCACAGUCUACAAGUGGAACAGCAAAGGCUUCUACUCAUACCAGUCUCUGCAUGAGUGGUUCAGGGACACGGACGCAGAGUUUGUUGACAUUGAUGGGAAAUCACACCUCAUCCUGUCUAGCCGCUCCCAGGUCCCCAUCAUCCUGCAGUGGAACAAAAGCUCGAAGAAGUUUGUCCCCCACGGUGACAUCCCCAACAUGGAGGAUGUGCUGGCUGUGAAGAGCUUCCGAAUGCAGAACUCCCUCUACCUUUCGCUCACCCGUUUCAUCGGGGACUCUCGGGUCAUGCGGUGGAACAGUAAGCAGUUUGUGGAGGUCCAGGCUCUUCCAUCCCGGGGGGCCAUGACCUUACAACCCUUUUCCUUCAAAGAUAACCACUACCUGGCCCUGGGGAGUGACUACACAUUCUCACAGAUAUACCAGUGGGAUAAGGAGAAACAGCAGUUUAAAAAGUUUAAAGAAAUCUAUGUGCAAGCUCCCCGGUCUUUCACAGCCGUCUCCACCGACAGGAGAGAUUUCUUUUUUGCAUCCAGUUUCAAAGGAAAGACAAAGAUUUUUGAACAUAUCAUUGUUGAUUUAAGUUUGUGAAAGGUGUGAUGGGGGGAGGGAUUUCAAAGAUCUGUAGUGUUAGCUCUCACAAGAGAGAGAGGACCAAGAAGAAAUGAAAUUUAAAAAGAAAAAAAAAACAUAAAAUAAGCCAGGCUCAGAGCUCUGAAAUUAAAAUUCCACAAUGCACUGGAGAAAUAGUUAGACAUUUUCAGACUUUUAGGAUUCACAUUUUAACCAGGGAUUGCAAUUGCAUUCUUUUUCUUUUUUCUUUUUCUUUUCUUUUUUCUUUUUCCUUUUUUUUUCUCUUUUUUUUGGCUGACUGCAUGACAGGCCAAUGCUGCUAUUUAAACAUGGCAUCUUAAAGCCUGUAAUUCUUGAGAAAAGAGUACAGCAUUUUACCAUCUAGCAAGUGACAUGUUGCUACUUUAUUUUCAAUAAGAAAGAAGAACACAGAGCAAGACGGGCCAGCCCUUUUAGUGAAAUUAAGAAGCGCAGGCAAAAAGCCCCCACCCAGCUAAACCCACAGACCUCCUUAUCCCAUCUGAGCCAUCUUUCAGCUAAGAACUCUUAAAGCCAAAGUGAACUGGAAAUAUUUGCUGGUCAUUCAUUUGAACGUCUCACAACACUGUCUACAGUGCUAUUUUGAGCUAUCCUAGCUUCCUGAAAGUCGUGUCCAGUCCUUCCAGAAUCUUCCUUGGAGCAGAACCUUGGCUCUGCCCUCGUUUGGAUUGAUCCCCCUCAUGAGUGUGUUCACAGGUUAAUAUUUGACAUCGCUUCCUCUGCCACAGAGAAAAUAUUCUAGUGACACAUGUCUAGGCCAGCAUGGGCUGUGGGCCCAGCAGCAAGAUAAAGGGAUUUCCCCCUUUUUAAUUUUUUUUUUUGGUUCAAAGGUGACCCUCAAGGUAGCUGGAGCAAUCAUGUGUGUCUGAUGUGCUCUGUUGCUCACUUGCGUCUCUGAACCCAUCCUUUUAGUUGGUGGGUAACUGGCAGACAGGCCAAAGGCUGAAUGGUGCUUUUCAUCUGUCCUUUAGAGGGAUGGAACAGGUGUUUCCAUCUAAUGCUCAUGGGGUAGGGCUUUUGAAGUGAGAUUUGUACGGAGUCAGAGGGGACUUCACACAGAUCUUGAUGCACUUUGAGACUCAGAGGGGCCCCUUUGAUUGAUGAAUGUCUCUGCCCUCUGGACAACUUAAUAUUUCAAGUAAUUGAUUGAAUAGAAACCUGCCCACCUGCCCACCUGCCUCCCUUGCUGCCAGAACAGUGCUUUGUGGAGUUGCAGCUAUUACAGUGGCUGGCUUGGGCAACCCCGCUGAAGUUUCUGCACACACAAGUCAGAAUCCCAGCUUGGAUGCUGUCGACAGGGGCGCGCCUCCCUCUUCCAGCACACUAGGAAAAGGAAGCGUGGCCAUGUUCUAGUGGUGGGGUAUCUGGUACAACAUCAGGAGAGACCAGCUGGAGCCCAGUAGACUUAAUCUCAUAGAGCACGUCUGUGCUUGGGAUCAGGUGGCCUAUUUCAGAAUAGGCCUCCAGUGGGGACAGCAGGGAAGCUCAUGGGGUCUGCUUUUGUAGAUGGUUCCACGGUGGAUAUUCUAAGUAGCUGGUUCUCUUUGAGAAUAUGAAGCAGAUGCCUUUUCGGGGCACACUUUGCAGAAUAGCCCACUGUAUCUCUUCUAGCCAUGAAGGUAGCACAAUCCCCCUGCAGUGUGGUGUGGAGUUUUAAUGGCCAUCACCACACUGUAUAUAGGUAGAAGGUUUGUCAGAAAUGCGAGUGUCUGUUCUUUUCUGUAAGCAGCAUGGACUGAUCGAUACACCACACCAGAGAGCUAUGCGUUGAUGAUAAUCAGCACUCCCGGCUGAUGUUUCCAGCCUAGGGGACCAAGGACUUUAAUGAACCCUGUCACUCACAUUCUGUAGCGUGGUUGCUUGGAACUUUGGUGCUAAAUGCCAAGCAAAUAGAGAGAGUGGUCUGUUUUCGUUUUCUAGGCAUAAAUCACUCUUUCUUUGCAUUCUUUUGUCUUCUUGGUUCAUUUGAAUUGACGAUGAGUUCUCAGCUCUCCGUGUUGGAGGCUGGAAGUAUGAUGUUUUUGCUGUUCCUUCCCCUGGAGAACAAGCAAGCCAUGCCUCAUUCCCACCCCCAUGCACGGGUUCCCCCAGGUAGAUGUAGCACUCUUGUUUUCUGUUGCUCAUAGAGGAACCCACAGGGGCAUCUCUCAGAGUGCCACCUACACAGAGCCUCCUGCCAGCUGUUCUGUGCUCCCUUAAGAGGGAAGUUAGGGACUCGACAUAGCCAUUGCUUAGAGUUUGGAAAGUCCAGAUACACAGGGUCUGAGCUUGGGAUGGGGGCUUCCUUACACCCAGAUGAAGCAUUUGAGUAGCAAAAGAGGUUCCUAGUAGGUGAUGGGGCUGGGGUAGGAGAGGACUGGCCGUCUUCUCUGCUGCAGUCAAGUUUCCCUUUUCUUUUAAAGCAAGUUUACACAAGACUGGAGUCUGCAGUCUUCUGUGUCCUGUGCUGUGUGAGUGGAUGUUUGUUCUGGCCAACACAGCGAAGGAGCAGAGAUGUUCUUGGCAUAAGGUGGGGGAGCUUUGCUUCAUUAAUCUUACUGCUCUCUCCCAAGGAUCCCUGAAGUUUUAAGCAAUCUCUGCAAAAGGCUUUCUUCCAGUAAUGAUGUAGAAUAACAAAACCCACCCACACAACCAUGACAAAAGCCCAAGGCAGAGAAAUGCGUAGGACUGUCCCGCUGAGGGGGAUUGCUGGCUUCUUCCCCCCCUCCCUCCCUCCCUCCUUCCCUCCUUCCCUCCCUCCCUCCCUCCCUCCCUCUCUCUCUCCCUCUCUCCCUCCUCCCUGCCUCCUCCUCCCCCCUCUUCUCUCCUUCUUAUCACCCAUACACUGUCAUCAGCUCAGCUUGUCCUUGUUCACCUGGGUUCCUAGGCUGACCCCUCCAGUCAGUAGCCGUGUGGCUUUUAGGCCCUAACCUGAAACUGAGGGUUAGUCUUCAGACUCUAAGAUCAGUUGUAGAGCUCUAUAAAGACUAAAAAUAAACCCCAGGGUUGACAAGCACUUUGUUCUUGGGCUGUUGGUAAGGUCAGCAUCAUGGAAGCUUUAUGUCCCCAUUCUGUACAUCUGUGUUCCUCUCAUGUGUCGUACGUAGCUCUUUGGUUUACAGAGGGCAGGUGUUAUUCUGAUUUCAGAAAGAAGGAAAUAGAUACAGAGCCCAAGUGGAUGGCCUGCCUGCAAUUAUGCCGUGCUAAGCAGCAACUUUCCCUUGGACAGCAGGUGCUGCACUGUCUCUCUCUAAUGCUCUGCUGUGCCCACCCAAACGCAGACACUGUUGCCAUGACAGUGAAGACAGCAACUCUUUUAGAUUAAGCAGAAGUACAUGCAGGAUGAAGAGCCAAGAGGAAAGUCAUACCUGACAGACACCAUUCAAUCAUCAGUGCCAUUGAGCAAUCAACAAACACCCCAGAAUUGUUGUGACAUGUCCAGCCAGGCUUGAGAAGGCCUUCCAGAAAUGCUGGCUAGCUUCAAUUGUCUAGAGCAUUUUUAGCAGGCAUGACUGUAUCUCUUCUCACACAGCCAUGGGAGGAAUGCCGAGGCUGGACACAUCUGGUUCUUGCCACGAUGUCCACCACAUAAGAUGAGUUCUGUGAGAGAGAAAUUAAAAACCCAAAUGCAGGAGUGAUGAUGAAUUGCUCUGGGACCCUCUCCAGCCUUCGGGGAGCUGACAGAGAUUGACAGUGUUGUGUUCUUCUUCCGGUGGGGUGAGGCUGUGUGUUUUUAGGAAAGAAAUCAGUGUGAGAGCCAGGAGUGCUCCUGAUGGAAAUGUCUCUGUCUGGGGGAGCUCCAUGCGAGCCAGAUGAAUGUUGGUGGGAGGGGCUCCUGUUUGCAUGCCACCUAAAGGAAACCUCUAGCCAGCUUCCCCAGUCUGGGAGUUAUCUCAUUAGGCAGUGCCGGGGUGGGGGGAGGGGUUGUUCGACAACCUCCAUAGAGCGGAAUCAGCAGUCUAGCAGCAGGUGCAAUAAACAAGGUGGUUCAGGGCUGGGGCACCAUGGGAAAAUGGGGAGAAAUGCAGGACAGAUGGCCAUGGAGCCAGUGUGCUGGGGAAAGAGGGAAUAAUCUGGAAAGCAAAGAAAGGAGUAACCAUAAUUCCUGUUGCCUUCGCAGAGGGUGGAAUGACCAGGCAAAUCAACAGCAUGCCCGGUAAUUGACCAGCAUCCAUUGUGAUGCCGAUUCAGAUAACAAUGGCAUCACCAGAUCACUGGGCUGUCAGCUGAGGCACUCUGCCCCUUACCCUGUCUCAUUGCUUGUGCCAGCAGCCACCUCUUUCCAGUGGGAAACUAUGCAUUCCCUAUCCAGCCCCUUGACGAUCAGGAAUGUAUGAGAACUGUGAUAAACUAGGCCAACAUGCCAUUUGGUACUGUUUUUAUGUAUUUUAAAUGUACAACUUAGGUGACACCAUACUUUAUAUGUAUAUGGAAGUUUUACAGUAGGCAGACAAUGAUGGGUGUGUUUUAAAGCUGUAGAUCUACUUAGCUCUUUUUGGAAAAUAGAUUCAACACAUGAUAUGCCUCUUAAUUCUAUAUAUUCUGUAAUUCCGUGAAUAAAAAGUAGCAAAUGCCUAA